AUGAGGUUCGUCAGUACGGCAGCGCUCAUAGCAGCUUUCGCUGUAUGCGGAGAUGCUCGGUCGUGUACUGAAACUGAUGUGGUAAUUUUAGGUGCUGGCAUGGCGGGCGUGACUGCUGCAGAAACAUUGGAAAGACAUUCAGUAAAUGAUUUUAUUGUACUGGAGUACCAGGACCGCAUUGGUGGACGCAUGUUCGAGGUUACAUUUGGCAAGGCGCUCCAAUAUGUAAUUGAAGCUGGGGCCAACUGGGUACAUGGAACUGGAGGGCCUGAAACACAUGAGAAUCCUGUUUGGACACUGGUAAGAUUAAAUAGACACUCUUUACUCCAGCACAGAGUGCUAAUGACGACCGACGUCGAAAAUGUCACAAUAUACGACCAGACGGGCGAAAUACCGUCUGAGACUCUGUUCGCUGCGCUAGAAGCUGUCAGCGAUGCUGAUGCCAAAGUCCUCGCCGACGCGGGUAUUCGGCUACACCACAACCUCGAAGAUCGCACAUACCGCGCAGCUCUCCGACGACAAGGCUGGAACCCCAGAAAGAGCAAUCAAGGAAACCUCAGAAAUCUAUACCGCGGUAACCACCAAUGCCACUGCAAACGCGGGUUUUCCACUAUCCUCAGGAAUGAAGCGGGCCCGCUAUUCGAGGGACAGAAUGCUCGUCGGCUCCGAACGAAUACGGUUGUGAAUGAAAUCGCGCAAGAUAGAUUCUCCGUUACGGUGCAUAGCACAGACGGGGAAUGCGUGCGAGCUAAAUACGCUAUCACGACAUUUUCUCUGGAUCCGGUGGAGAGGGGAUAUUAUCCUCUUUUCCAACCUUUGGACUUACCUGGGGUGUUGGAAGGAUCGAAUAUCCUCAUCGCUACGGUCGUCAAUGAAGAGGCGUAUCGGGUUGAGCAGCAGAGUGAGGCCGAGACCCGGUCUGAGAUUAUGGAAGUAUUGCGCAAGAUGUUCAAGGAUAAGGAUGUUCCAGAUCCGGUGGACAUAUACUAUGCGAGGUGGACGCAGGAGCCUUGGUCGUAUGGCUCCUACUCGAACUGGCCACCGGGAGUAUCUGCCCGGACACAUCGGCAUCUCCGGGAGAAUGUUGGGCGGGUUUUGUUUGCUGGAGAGGCUACAAGCCCACAGUUCUCGGGGUUUCUGCAUGGCGCUUACUAUGAAGGAAAGCGUGCGGCGGAGUCCAUUGCUUCGUGUCUACGAGGCCCAAGAUGGGAUGACUGUGACUUUAGUAAAUGA
Messenger RNA from Aspergillus welwitschiae, 1233 nucleotides. RefSeq names its product polyamine oxidase. Lineage: Eukaryota; Fungi; Ascomycota; Eurotiomycetes; Eurotiales; Aspergillaceae. Gene Ontology annotation, molecular function: oxidoreductase activity. The coding region runs from base 1 to 1233 and encodes 410 amino acids. The record is from RefSeq and is a predicted model, not a curated record. The transcript has 9 exons.